Sardina pilchardus (European sardine) is the source of this 3949-nucleotide messenger RNA. RefSeq names its product CHM Rab escort protein (gene chm). NCBI's taxonomy places the organism in Eukaryota, Metazoa, Chordata, Actinopteri, Clupeiformes, Clupeidae. The transcript is spliced from 2 exons. Bases 151 to 2160 code for a protein of 669 amino acids. The record is from RefSeq and is a predicted model, not a curated record. Gene Ontology annotation, molecular function: GDP-dissociation inhibitor activity. Gene Ontology annotation, cellular component: cytosol; cytoplasm; Rab-protein geranylgeranyltransferase complex. Gene Ontology annotation, biological process: small GTPase-mediated signal transduction; protein geranylgeranylation; vesicle-mediated transport.
CUUCCGUAGAAGAAACCAUCCAGUUUGUUUACAUUUUACGUACCUUUUCAAGAGGAUCGGGUGGCCCAGUGCUGUUGUGACAUCCUCCGCUUUUCGUACCGUUAUACCCCAGAUCUUCACUAAUGCGAUCCCACAGGUCUUAAAUUGAAGAUGGCAUCCGACAACCUUCCAUCUGAGUUUGAUGUUGUCAUACUUGGCACGGGACUCACAGAGUCUAUCGUAGCAUCAGCCUGUUCCAGGGUGGGGCAGAAGGUGCUGCACAUCGACAGGCGGAACUACUAUUCAAGCAAAUGGGCUGGCUUCAACUUCAACAGCCUGCUGUCCUGGGUUGAGGAGUACAAGGCUCAGCAGGGACUCCAGAUCAAAGAUGACGGGGCAGAGUGGAGGAAUAAACUGGUUGAUGGGGAGGAAGCUUUGCUCAUCAGCGCUGAUGACUCAUUCAUCGCCAACUUAGAAGUUUUCUGCUAUGCCAGUUUAGAGGCUGAAGAGGAGGAAAAGGAAGAAGCAACCGACACAACACCUUCACUUGCAGAACCUGAGGAGGAAAUGAAGGGGGAGGCCAGUCCUGACCUCACACAGGAAACCACAGACACCGGUGAAACUCAACACACCCAAGUAGAUGGUGUUCAAGAGGAAGUGGCCUCUCAAGAUGCCAGCCAAGCAGAUGAGGUGGAGGAAAGCAAGGACCAACAAGAGGACUCCACAGCAAGUCCAGUUGAGGAGGUGAAGAAGAAGAAGAAAAUCACCUACGCCCAUCUAGUGAAGGAAGGACGCAGGUUCAACAUUGACCUGGUGUCAAAGCUGAUCUACUCUCGCGGCAGCCUGGUCGAUCUCCUGAUCCAGUCCAAAGUCAGUCGGUACACCGAGUUCAAAAUCGUCACCCGCAUCUUGACCUACCGCAGUGGCAGGGUGGACCAGGUGCCGUGUUCACGGGCUGAUGUGUUCGCCAGCAAGCAGCUGACUAUGGUGGAGAAGCGUAUGCUGAUGAAGUUCCUCACCUUCUGCCUGGACUUCGAGCAGCAUCCAGACGAGUAUAAAGAGGCAUCUGACCAGCUGUUCUGGGAAUUCCUCCAAACCAAGAAGCUCACAGAGAACCUCCAACAUUUCGUCCUCUACUCUAUCGCCAUGGUGACGAAGGAGACGCGUACUGAGGAUGGCCUCAAGGCCACACAGCACUUCCUGCGCUGCCUGGGUCGCUAUGGCAACACGCCCUUCCUGUUCCCCUUGUAUGGUCUAGGUGAGAUACCACAGUGCUUUUGCAGGAUGAGCGCCGUGUUCGGAGGAAUCUACUGCCUGCGCCACUCCGUCCAGUGUUUGGUAGUGGACAAGGAAACAAACAGCUGCAAAGCUGUCAUCGACACCCAAGGCCAGCGAAUCAGCUGCAGCCAUUUUGUGGUGGAGGACGGAUUUGUGAGAGAGCAGUGGAAGAGCACAGAGAAGAGGUUCAUCUCCAGGGCAGUCCUCAUCACUGACCGCUCGGUGCUGCCAGCUGAUUCUGACCAACAGAUCUCCCUGUUGACGGUUCCUCCUCUAGAACCGGGCGGCUCAGCGGUCCACAUGGUCGAGCUCUGCUCCUCCUCCAUGACCUGCAUGCCUGGCACCUUCCUGGUGCAUCUCACCUGCUCCUCCAAAGGAACCGCCCAGGAGGACCUAGAGCCCCUCAUUUCCAGAAUGUUCUACGUGCCCCCCAGCCCCGGCGAGGAACUUGCAGAGGGCGAUGAGAGGUGUGGCCAGCCGACAGUGUUGUGGGCAUUGUAUUUCAACAUGCUGGACACCUCCAGGAUGGACGGCAAUGGCAGUAACGGCUCCUUUGAUUUGCCCAGCAACGUGCACGUCUGUGUUGGCCCUGACGUGACCCUAGGGUGCGACUUCUCCAUUAAGCUGGCUGAGAAUAUUUUCCGCCAGCUUCUGCCAGAUGAGGAGUUUUGCCCACCUGCCCCAGACCCAGAGGACAUCAUAUACGAGGGCGAAGCAUCCCAGGGCGAAGGCUCGGGCUUUGAACAGGAGACACCCAAGACCGAGGGCUCCAGUCUCCAAAGUGAAGGUGAGGGCUUGGAGAGCCAGUCAGAGACUGAGAAAGAGGCAGAAGAAAUGGAGACUCCUGCCCAGAAAGCCCCUGAAGAAGUCCUGAAAGAAGACGCCUCCCCAUCUGAAGAGUAGACAGCACACUCCUUCAUGGAGAAACAACCUACCGCCUUACCAGCCUCCCUUCCACUGCCCUAUGUUACCCCUCCCCACUGUGGAAAUAGUGUCACCAGAACCAGUAAAUCACAGUUGCCUCAAAAAGAGAACAUGACACAAAAAUAUCAUAGUGACACGCAGAGAGCUUCAGGACUUGCAUGACCCAGCUGUGACCUGAAAGUCAGUUUUCACACUAAUAUGUUUAAAGAUGGUACCUACAGGCAUAUACAGUUAUAUAAAAAAAUUUAUCACAGCAGUGAUCAAUACACCUCUUAUAUCAUCAUACGGUAUACACUCAAAUGUGUCUGUCCAAGACAUGCUGUAUGGAACAACACAGAGUAAGUCAAUGAUGCAGGACAUGAAUGAAAUAAACAGGCUGUUCUGUGAUCAUUGCAUCGGUUACUCCCAUAAGUAAUAAUAAAGUAGUGAGAAUGUAAUGGAGUGACAACAUCUAGGAUGGUUUUAUUGUCAGCGGUUUAUGAAAGGGACUGAACUCAUUCUAUUUUGAGAUUUUAUUUAAUGUGCAUUUUUUUUUUUAUCUCUGUCUUAGCAUAGUUCUCAUAUUAUAUGGUUUUCAGAAGGCCUAUUUUUUUCUCUUCACCCUGUUUGUGUUUGUUGCAUUGUCAGCCAUUGUGCCUGAGUUGUCAUGCACAACUGAUUCUAAAAACUCACCAAAAGUUUCUCCAAACAGUUUGUUGCCUAAUAUCAGUGAAAUUAUGGACGAACCAUGCAUGAAACAUCCCAUCACAUGUAGUAAUUAUUUUUGCAAGCCAUAUUUAAAGUAAUACUUUUUGACAUUUGCACAAUAUGAUGUCAGUCAUUGUUUUGGAUUGUCACCUUUCAUCAAUCAUUUCCAGUGUAUCCCUACUCCAUGGUGAACGUGAUAGCAUAUCCAUGCAAAAUAGAUACUAACAUUAACGACAUGAUAUAGUUGUGCCGUUGACAUUAAGUCAGUGGUUUCCCUUGAUCAUAAUUAGUCAUUCAGUCAAACUGAUUUAAGUAGUUGCCAGCGGUUGAAUCGGGUUAUAGCUUGCACCGAAUAGUUGGGCAACAACACAUUGGCAGUAACCUUUAAUUUGUUAUGGCUCAGGGGAAUCUUGGUGAAUGUGAGAAAAUCUUUCCGCAAGUGAAGAACUCAUCUUCAUAGUUUCUUUCACUCCUCCAUUUGUGAUUAAACGUUUAUAAAACCAUUGCCAUUGAAAGAUUAAGGAUGCCUAAUCUAAGGUUAACAUAAACAUACAGUUUCAAUAUAUACCUUGUCCCUGUGCUUCUAUCAGCAAUCUAUUAGUUGUAUGCUUUUUGUUUCAAACAGUUGGCACCUGGCAGUUUGCCUUUGACAAAUAUUUGAAUCACUUGAUACAUUUAUUUUAUGAAUGUGUCCUUUGACCAAAUGCAUCUGUGUUUAGGUAGCUCGCCAACAUGCACUGUGUCUGCUUCUAUAUGUAAUAUUUAUUCAUUUGAAAGUAAAGUGUAUACCUUCUGUAUUUGAUGAUGUCACAUGUUUAUAUUCUGUGCAGCAAGCACAAUAUUUAUUGGACUCACGCCUGUGAGUUACAAAGUUAAAGGAGCCUUCAGCCAUAAGUGUUCAGAAACCUGUUUGUCUCUGGUUUGUGCAUGUAGUUUAAUGUUUAUUAUUUCAAUGAGUAUCCAACAUUAAACAUAUCUUUACCAUUAAAUGUUUGUAUCAGAGGUCAACCUUUUAUGGGGUGGUACCAUAGACAUAAGACCUAUCAGUAGUAAAUUAAAUUGGCUGAAGAGCUUAAAGUUG